Molecule: messenger RNA, 949 nt
Organism: Portunus trituberculatus (swimming crab)
Lineage: Eukaryota; Metazoa; Arthropoda; Malacostraca; Decapoda; Portunidae
Product: heart- and neural crest derivatives-expressed protein 1-like
Exons: 2
Coding region: 16-804 (262 amino acids)
Biological process (GO): regulation of transcription by RNA polymerase II; developmental process
Molecular function (GO): RNA polymerase II transcription regulatory region sequence-specific DNA binding; protein dimerization activity; DNA-binding transcription factor activity, RNA polymerase II-specific
Source: RefSeq, a predicted model, not a curated record
GCGGGAGUCUGGACAAUGUCAUCAGGGUGCGAGGGCGGCUGGCCCGGCUACCCCUACUGCGCCUACCCCGCACCGCCGCCCCCGCCGCCCCCGCCACCACCACAGUGGCCACCACACCACCACCACCACCACCCGCACCAUCACUAUCACCACCACCACCACCAUCACACGCCGCCCGAUUUCUGCGGCGGCCAGGGCGCCCCGCCGCCGCCCCCGCCGCUAGUGUCCUACGGUGACGCGGGCUCCGUGCUGCCGCCCUGCCCGACACACUACUGGGAUGGCGACACCCUCUACGAUGACUGUGGCCGCAUGGUGCGCCGCAAGAGUUCAGCCAACAAGAAGGAGCGGCGGCGCACACAGAGCAUCAACAACGCCUUCGCGGAGCUGCGGGAGUGCAUCCCCAACGUGCCCGCCGAUACCAAGCUGUCCAAGAUCAAGACGCUGCGUCUCGCCACCUCCUACAUCGCCUACCUCAUGGAGGUGCUGCACGGCGAGGAUGGCGCCGCGCCCGCGCCGCCGCCCCCGGGACCUUUCCCGCCUGCCAACCCUCACCAGGCUGCCUCCGCCGCCACCACCGCGCCCACCGCAGGACACAGCGAAAAGGACGACAGCGACAUGGACACGGAGCCCUCGCCAUCCACUACCCAGGGAGGGGCGCUCAACACCUCCACCAGCCCCACCGCCACCUCUGCCGCCCCCAGCAACGCACCUGCAGAAACCGCCGCCGCCGCAGGGUUAGAUAAACAGCGCAGGGGAAGAACUGGCUGGCCGGAGACUGUCUGGGCGCAAGAACUGAAGCACUGACGAAGUUGUGCUGGUGGUUCCUCCUUCGUCGGCGCCUUCAGGAGUUUUUUUUUUUUUAAGUGUUUAGGAUUGUGAAGUGUGUUUUUCUUGUGGGACGUGUUGUGUGUGUGUGUGUGUGUGUGUGUGUGUGUGUGUGUGUGUGUGU